Messenger RNA from Rhodofomes roseus, 1373 nucleotides. Its product is annotated as mitochondrial carrier. The record is from RefSeq and is a predicted model, not a curated record. Bases 218 to 1267 code for a protein of 349 amino acids. The transcript is spliced from 5 exons. NCBI's taxonomy places the organism in Eukaryota, Fungi, Basidiomycota, Agaricomycetes, Polyporales, Fomitopsidaceae. Gene Ontology annotation, biological process: transmembrane transport.
AAGACGAUCGAAGCGCGCCAGGCGACGCGGUUACGUGAUGGGUGCACGUGCACGCGACCUGCCCGAUCGGGAGAUCCGACAGCCGUCGCUCAGCUCAGCCAGGCUCAGCCCCGUGGGGUCUCCUCCUCCUCCUCGCUGCGUACCGCCGCUCUAUCUACGCUACAUCACCUCCACGAGAACGCGACACCCACGUCGCAUGAACUAGCUCGGGGCUCGGAUGAGUUCUGCUGGUCCACGCCCGCCCCACACACCACGCCCCAAGGACGACAAGCAGAGCUUCCACUAUAUCAUCCGCUCUGGCAUUGCAGGCGGGACCGCUGGCUGCAUCGCGAAAACGGUAGUCGCGCCGCUCGACCGAGUAAAGAUCCUCUUCCAAGCAUCCAGCCCCGAGUUUCAGAAGUAUGCUGGAACCUGGAGCGGCGCAUUCCGCGCCGCGUCGCAGAUCUACCAGGACAACGGCGCCCGCGGGCUGCUGCAGGGACACUCUGCGACCCUACUCCGCAUAUUCCCGUACGCGGCCAUCAAGUUCAUCGCCUAUGACCAGGUCGAGCAUAUCCUGAUGCCGACGCGAGAAUCACAGACGAAUGCACGGCGCUUCGCAGCAGGCGCGAUCUCUGGCAUGGUCUCUGUAUUCUUCACCUACCCCCUCGAGCUCAUCCGCGUCCGGAUGGCGUUCAGCACCCGCGCACAGUCUGUCCAAGUCCCGCACACCUUCCACCCUCCACAGUCCUCCCCCCCGCACCGCCCGUCCUUCCUCGCCGCCAUGUCCCAGAUCUACCACGAAGGCGCGAGCGCCCCGCCGCACUCCGCGUCCGGCUCCGCGAACAACAUCUUCACCCGUGUGCCGGUCGUCAAGUUCUACCGCGGGUUCUCCGUCACGCUCGUGGGGAUCGUGCCCUACGCAGGGACGUCCUUCCUCACCUGGGGCUUCCUCCAGGCCUACUUCGCGCCCCCGCCCGACCCGACGAGCCCGUCCGCGCGGCGGCGGCCGAGCCCGCUCGCGGACCUGACGUUCGGCGCGGUGGCGGGGGCGGUGUCGCAGACGGUGUCGUACCCGUUUGAGGUCGUGCGGCGGCGGAUGCAGGUCGGGGGGCUGACGCACCCGGAGCGGUGGAUGCACUGGAGCGAGACGGUGCGGAACGUGUGGGCGACGCGCGGGUGGAAGGGGUUCUACGUCGGGCUGAGCAUUGGCUAUUUGAAGAUUGUGCCGAUGACGGCGGUGAGCUUUACGGUGUGGCAGUGGGGGAAGCGCGUGCUGGGGGUGUAGAGCUGACAUUCUGUAUUGUUAUACGCACUUGCAUUACUGGCAUCAGAACUCGAACCGUGCACGCAAGCAUUCUACAAAGAGUUAUACACCACCGCGCGUCGUCGCA